Colletes gigas is the source of this 3483-nucleotide messenger RNA. RefSeq names its product organic cation transporter protein-like. Gene Ontology annotation, molecular function: transmembrane transporter activity. The coding region runs from base 321 to 2111 and encodes 596 amino acids. Lineage: Eukaryota; Metazoa; Arthropoda; Insecta; Hymenoptera; Colletidae. Gene Ontology annotation, biological process: transmembrane transport. Gene Ontology annotation, cellular component: membrane. The transcript is spliced from 10 exons. The record is from RefSeq and is a predicted model, not a curated record.
CCCCCUUUUAAACGAUGAUGUAGCGAGCCGUCCGAAAAGUCCAGAGAUCUCGUGCACACGUCGACCAAGAUCACUGUCACGAUCGAGAUCGAGCACGUGUCCCGGUUCCAGGGUCUACGGUUGAUCGUUGCGAUUCGCGUGUCCGUCGUUUCGCCGAGAAGCGGAUCUCUCGAAAGAGAAGAAGAGCGCCAGGGAACGAAGCUUUGUGCCUUCUUCGAGUCGUCUUCCCUUUCCGGUCGGUCGUUGCCAAUCGAUAGAUCAUCUCGGAUAAUUUUCAACGAGUUGUGCUCGAAACAAUUAAUUGGCCAGAGAUCGAAACAAUGACAGUCAUGGUGGAGUCCGUGAAAGUGGAAGAAGGCGAGCGUCCUAAGAUCAUGGCCUUCGACGACAUCCUGCCGUACGUCGGCGAGGCCAGCCGCUACCAAUGGUUCCUUUUCUUCUUGCUUCUGCCCUUCACCUUCGUCUACGCGUUCCUCUACUUCACACAAUUCUUCAUCACGUUGGUACCGAACGAGCAUUGGUGCAACGUGCCGGACCUCAAUGGAUGGAAUCUCACCGACCACGAAAAGAUCACGUUAUCGAUACCUCCAGCAUCGAGAGAAGAGUUAAAGGUCGAAGGUGCCACCGCGUUUUCGCGAUGCAACAUGUACGACGUAAACUACAGAGAAAUAUUGAAGAACGGUACUAGAAUAGCCGAUCACUCGUGGCCCAUUAAAACGUGUCAACAUGGUUGGAGUUUCAAUCACACAAUGAUACCGUACAAAUCCAUAGCGGUCGAGCUGGAAUGGGUUUGCGAUCGAGCUUUCCUAGGUUCAGCAGCCCAAUCGGCCUUCUUCGUGGGUAGCAUCCUCGGCGGUUUGAUAUUCGGUUACAUAGCUGACCAUUAUGGCAGGAUUCCAGCAUUGGUCGCCUGCAACUCGGUGGGAUUCGUGGCUUCCGUGGCAACGGCGUUCUGCAACAGUUUCUGGAGUUUCUGUCUGGCGAGAAUGGUUGUUGGCACGUCAUUCGAUAACUGCUUUAACGUUCUUUUCAUUAUCGUGAUCGAGUACGUAGGACCGAAAUACCGUACGCUGGUAGCAAACAUGUCCUUCGGACUUUAUUUCGCGGGAGCUGCUAGUCUUCUGCCGUGGAUCGCUUAUUGGAUCGCCAAUUGGCGGAUCUUGAGCAUAGUCACCGCUUGUCCAAUGGUGGUCGCUUUCGUCGGACCGUGGAUCGUUCCUGAAAGCGCACGUUGGUACAUCACCAGCGGCAAGAUCGACAAGGCGAUCGACAUGUUGAAGAAGUUCGCGAAAGUAAAUGGUAAAGAUGUGAAGAAGGAAGUGUUCGACGAGUUCGAGAAAAGUUGCAAAUCGAUGAUCGAGAAAGAUCAAUCGCACAAUCAGUACACCGUUCUGGAUCUCUUCAAGUUUCCACGACUCGCUCGCAUCACGAUCAUGCUUAUUAUAUACUGGCUUCUGAUGGUGUGGGUGUUUGACGGCCACGUCUGGAACAUGAAACUUCUGGACCCCGACGUAUUCACAUCCUUUUCUUUGGCCUCUCUCACCGAACUUCCCGCCGCCGUUCUCCUGGCCCUCUUUCUGGACAGAUGGGGCAGACGAUGGAUGGGUUUCGCGUCGAUGUUCCUUUGUGGAAUCUUUUCGUUUAUCGCUGUGGCCACGCCACCUGGUGCGCCAACGGUCGCCAUGGCGAUCAUUGCGCGUCUCGGAGUCAAUAUCGCCGCGAAUAUCGGCUUCCAAUACGCGGCGGAAAUGCUACCGACCGUGGUGCGAGCCCAAGGUGUGUCCUUGAUCCACAUUAUUGGUUAUCUCGCUCACAUCAUGGGCCCCUACAUCAUUUAUCUGGCCGAUAUCGACGCGUCUCUGCCCCUCGUCGCCCUCGGUUUACUGUCCUUCGUGCACGCCUUCUUGACCCUUGGUUUGCCAGAAACUUUAAACCAAGACUUGCCAGAGACUCUUCAGGAGGGCAACGAUUUUGGCAAGGACCAAAGCUUUUGGUGGAUACCCUGCGUGGCCUCGAGCCAGAUGACGAAGAAAUCGCUCAGGAAAAAGAAGGGCCUGUCGAACCCUGCGUUCGUGGGCAGUGUUCAAAAGAUCGACUGCACUAGAUUAUAGCGAUUGUUCAAUAGUGACGAGUACCGGCCGGUAAAACUUGCCAAAUCUUUUUGUAAAUAUAGUCAUUAAACUGCGAGUGUGAUGUUAGGUGUUAAGGUAUAUCGCGAACGUUGUAUUUUAAAAAAAUUUUACCCAGCGAUGGAAUUUCGUUGGAAGUACGUGCCGAUCGAAGAGAUAUCGAAUACGGUAUAAAUUCCUGUCUUCCUUACUCGUGAAACAUGUUACAGUAUUUUUAUAUUCGUUCGUUGGACCGAAAGGAAACAACGGCCGUCGAACGCCGUGAUUUUCCUCGGCGGGAAACAUCCAAACGUCAGAAUUCUAUUAUUCGUUAAUCGAAAGUUGACUUAUUUAUGAAGAUACUGUUAUCGCGUGUCGCCAAGAAUCGUUACGAAACUCAAGCUGUAGCGUUCGUCUUUAAGUAGUCCGCAAUUAAUCGAACCAGUACGUAAGUAGACCACUUCCUCCCAUCACCGUCCCGUCAACUUGUCUCGUUCAUUGCGGAUUUCCAAAACGCUACUUCGCGUAGACAUAGUGAUUCAUAAAUUAUGCGAACCGUUAGCGUAUCGAGGAAAGCCAGCAAACCCUUCGAUUCGCGUAUGCGAAGAGGCACGAUUUAUUUUUCGUUUUCAGCUACUAUCGUUCCUUCGAUUCUGUUCAUCCUGAAUGCUCAAUUUGUGUCGCGUCACGGUCCAGCGACAGUACUAGGACCGCUUAGGAUCGUAUUAGAGUCAUCCGCGUACUUACGAGACUUGUUCCCGCUUUCAGCCCCCCCGAUUGAAAGUCGUACCACUGCGAAACUAAGAUCUUUCGUUCGUCGAUCUGAUUCUCUGUUACUUCGAGCCGGGGAUAUUCGCAAGUACGCCUUACGAUAGAUUUGAAAACUGUACAUAACUGUUUGAACCGUUUAAACGUCUCUCAAAUACACUGCGGAAUAUAACUAUAACGCCACUGUAAUUUUCGACAGUUUCAAAGCAUUGUUGGAAUUCGACCGAUUGAAACGAGCUUAAACACGGCAUAAAUCAGAUUACUUUCAAUUAACUCAAUAUAUGUAAUAUUAAUAUGAAUAUUCAAACGUUACACCAAUUAUCGCCAAAUCAGAAUUACGUUUCCAAUAUGCUUCGUCCAGAAAUCUUUAAAAUGUCAACUAUAGCUCCGGAGUGUAUUUCUGAGUGAAAGUGUCUCGUUCAACGCCUCGUAAUUUAUGUAAUUGUAAUUCUAAAGCUCUCAAUUGCAAAAUGGAGCCGAACUAGAGGCGCGCUAGGAAAUGUACAAUCGUCGACGAGUACCAACAUGUAUAUUUAAGUUUAGAUGCGUUUAGCGGUUUAGAUCGAUCGUUCAGUGAACAUUGAUACUUGAAAAUAAAAACCAGAAG